Messenger RNA from Onychomys torridus (southern grasshopper mouse), 2565 nucleotides. It is a transcript of the gene Fam114a1, whose product is annotated as family with sequence similarity 114 member A1. The record is from RefSeq and is a predicted model, not a curated record. NCBI's taxonomy places the organism in Eukaryota, Metazoa, Chordata, Mammalia, Rodentia, Cricetidae. The transcript is spliced from 14 exons. The coding region runs from base 49 to 1758 and encodes 569 amino acids.
GCGGGACCCGGGGCUCCCGCGCGCACUCGGCGGCCAAGCGAUAUUAAAAUGUCUGAUGAUGCCAGUGACAUCAUAGCCAAUGACGUCAGAGAAGAUGCUGCUGAGAUGCCCCCUAGUGACUCCCCAGCUGAAGAUGCAGAAGUGCAGUGUGGUCCGGCCACAGUGGCUUCAAAUGAGCCGGUGCCAGCUGACCACACAGGAGAGCAGUAUGAGAUCACAGCUGCAUGUGUGGAGUCUGUCCCUACAGGGCUUCUAGAGCAGUCGGAGGCCAGUGCUGCGGAGGAGAACCCCCUCAACGGAGAGGUGACUGAGGACACGCUGGCUGAGUGCAUUGAUUCCGUCAGCCUCGAGGGAGAUCCCGGAUCUGACAUACCUCUGAAAGAGCAGGGUGAUGCGGCUGUGGACUCCACACCACAGGCAGGAGGAUGGGCAGGCUGGGGAUCCUGGGGAAAAUCUCUGCUCUCAUCCGCAUCAGCCACAGUAGGUCAUGGGUUAACAGCCGUCAAAGAAAAGGCCGGGGCGACCCUACGAAUCCACAGUGUCAAUUCCGGAUCUCCUGAAGGGGCACCCACUGAUGCCAGAGAUGGAUUCUCUGAAAAUGUGACUCCAGAUCAGGACCCUGCCGGAGGCCCCCACCCUUCUCCUCCACCAGGGGCUGCAGGGUCGAGGGGCAUGCUGUCAGCCCUCACCCAUGUGGUUCAAAACACGGGCAAAAGCGUCUUAAGCGGAGGUCUGGAUGCUCUGGAAUUCAUCGGGAAGAAAACCAUGAACGUCCUGGCAGAAAGCGACCCAGGGUUUAAGCGGACCAAGACACUGAUGGAGAGAACUGUCUCCUUGUCCCAGAUGUUGAGGGAGGCCAAGGAGAAGGAGAAGCAGAGGCUGGCACAGCAGCUCACGGUGGAGAGGACGGCACACUAUGGGCUGCUUUUUGAUGAAUAUCAAGGUUUGUCACACCUGGAAGCCCUGGAGAUUCUGUCCAAUGAGAGUGAGAGCAAGGUUCAGUCAUUUUUAGCUUCACUGGAUGGAGAGAAGCUAGAACUCUUGAAAAAUGACCUAAUUUCUAUCAAAGACAUCUUUGUAGCCAAAGAAUCAGAGGGUGAAGCAAGUCCAGAAGAACUAGGCCUAGAAGAAAAGGGUGAAGAAUUUGCUAGCAUGCUUACUGAACUCCUGUUCGAAUUACACGUCGCCGCCACACCUGACAAACUCAAUAAGGCCAUGAAGAGAGCUCAUGACUGGGUGGAGGAGGGUCGGAGCCUGGUGUCCAUAGAUGUGACCAAAAAGUCAGAGGAGGAAGAGACGACAGGCGAAAAGGAAGAGCCAGACAAAGAACCCGCAGAAGACAAAAUGGGCGGGAAAGGAACUAAGACUGUAGAGGAAGUGUACAUGCUGUCCAUCGAAAGCCUGGCUGAAGUAACGGCGCGCUGUAUUGAGCAACUCCAUAAAGUCGCAGAGCUGAUUCUUCAUGGCCAAGAAGAGGAAAAACCAGCUCAGGACCAAGCAAAAGUUCUGAUAAAAUUAACCACAGCGAUGUGCAAUGAAGUAGCCUCCUUAUCAAAGAAGUUUACAAAUUCUUUAACCACGGUCGGGAGCAACAAGAAGGCUGAAGUCCUUAACCCCAUGAUCAAUAGUGUGUUUUUAGAGGGCUGCAAUAGCACCACAUACAUCCAGGACGCCCUCCAGCUGCUUCUACCGGUGUUACAGGUCUCCCACAUCCGCACCAGCUGUCUGAAGACCGAGACCCAGCUAGACUCCAGCUAGUGCAGUGGCAGCCGAAUCUCUUCACUACAUACCGUUCAAAGGCGAUGGUCUUCACCGACACAGGCGGGACCCCCCAUCUGAGGACACUACAAGCAACUUUGCACAGUUUAACAAAUACAGAGAGUUAACAUUUCUCUUAAUGUACAUUGUUGUUGUUUUUAUUGAUAAUUAUAUUUUCCAUAUAUUAACUUAAACUUAUACUUGUUAUAUUGAAACUGUCCUUCAAUUUACAGUUCUUCCACAAAUACAUGUUUUCCUGGUCAAACAUGCUAUAUUUAGAAGUUCUUAGGGAGACCCUAGGUUUUUGUGCAUCUUUGAAAUGUCUACCUUUGAGUGCCCUAUUUUUCUAAGACGUGUAUUUAAGUCAGUUCUUAUGCUGAACUGCAUUUUGUUGCAUAAAUGUCACAAGCAAAAACAGCACUACUUAUUUGGUUUUUUAAAAAGGACAUAAAUAUAUUUUUGUAGUCAUUCAUUUUGUGACAAGAUUUAUUGAGCAUCUACUAUGUGCUUACCGUAAAGGAAUAGGACCUCACUCCAAAAGAGACAUGUUCUGAAAGGUGAUUUAUAAUAACCCUUAACAUAUUUUAGGAUAUUAAGAUGUUUUCUAAACUUUAAAAUGCUUGAAGAACCGAGUAAAUUGGUGGUUACUUAAAAUGUGCUACCCUUCAGUUUAUUACCAUUUUUUAACCUCUUUGAACUUUUUGUUAAAUACCAAAAUUACCUCUAGGGUGAAAAUAUGUAUGAAAAAGGGGUAUGAAAAACUAUUUAUUUCUGAGACAGGAUCUCACUAUGUAGCCCAGGCUGACC